AUGGCUGCACCUCUGGCGUUCCUCUGCGCUGGUGGGCUGCGUGCCAGCCCUGCCGUGGCAGUGCCAAAAGGGAAGGAUGUGGGGGGAGAACAGGAAAUCGGUGCAGGCCAGCAGAUCGGCUGGCAUGGGGACUGCGCCGUGCAGGUGAUCCCGGACUGGCGCUGGGCUUCCGUCUGGCUUUGGCUGCCUGCCUUUGUAGAAGGGAAAGAAGAAGUGUGGUGCGUGGCCGGCAGCGGGGAACCGGAAUUCCCCAGGCGGCUGCCAGAGCCCAGACCUCCCUCUGCAGCCACCAGACGUGGCCCUUGGGCUCUGCGAAACGUGUCACAGGCUCUUCAGGCUUGCCUCGGUUGGAAGCCUGGCUUUGGGCAGUGCCAGGUCCAAGCCCUGCACGUGCUAUUGGUUCACCUGGCCAUUAUCCACUGCGUACCAGCCGUAGCACUCUGCUGCAUUGCUCAGCUGCCCAGGGAGGUGCUGGAGAUCCAAAAUGAUCUUUUCCAGACCCCACUCCACCUCGCAGUGUACCUGGAGCAACCCAGCGUGAUCCAGGCACUGAUCCACAAGGGAGUGAAUCCUGGGCUGCAGGAUCGCAACGGCAACACCCCGCUGCACCUGGCCUGCGAGCAGCAGCGCCUGCAGUGUGCCCAGCAGCUGCUGCAGGGCACAGUCCUGCCAGAGGACACGGCCCAGCCCCACGGGCACCACCAGGACCUGCAGCUCCAGAACUGGCAAGGCUUGGCCUGCCUGCACAUCAGCACCUUGAAGGGGAACAUCCCCAUGAUGUCUCUGCUAUUGAAGAGUGGUGCCAACAUCGAUGUUCGGGAGGGCACAAGCGGGAAGACCCCAUUGCACCUGGCCGUGGAGAGCCACAACCGCAGGGCCGUCCAGUUCCUGCUGCGCAACGGGGCGUACGUGGACGCCCAGAUGUACAACGGGUGCACCCCGCUCCACCUGGCCGUGGGCCGCAAGGACGCUGCCAUCGCCGCCAUCCUCUCCCACUCCGGGGCCGACACCCUGCUGAGGAACAUGGAGAACGAGACAGCUCAGGACCUGGCUGAUGGCAAUGAUGAUCUCCUCGCCUUGCUGCCCUUUGAUGACCUGAAGAUCUCGGGGAAGCCUGUUGUGUGCUCUGAAUGAGCGGCCGGACUCCUCCUGCCCGUUGGGCUGCCUCCUUGCUCAGUGAUGCUGCCCUGCUGCCCGCUGGGACCUCGCCUGCCUGCAGUUCAGUGGGAGCAGAGCCACUUUGGGAGACUUAUCCCCCUCCUCUCCUCUUUGGAAAAGUUUUGUUGGCCUCAGGCUGCCUUCCCGGAAGGAAGAUGAUGGCACUAUGAUCACUACACAGGGGAAGCUUUUCUUUUAGUAUUUGUGCCCAGCAGCAAGACUGAAUUUCCCCUCCCUGCCACGGGUCUGACUUGUGGGGGUCUCCAGCUUACCCAGGGAAGGAGCAGGAGAGGACUCCUUCUCACACUGUACGGUGGACGAAGCAUCCCCUGGCACCCCUGAACGCCAUCAGAAUAAACACGGGGUGAGGAGAGCUAACACUCACUCUAAUAAACGUUUGUU
Molecule: messenger RNA, 1560 nt
Organism: Merops nubicus (carmine bee-eater)
Lineage: Eukaryota; Metazoa; Chordata; Aves; Coraciiformes; Meropidae
Product: NF-kappa-B inhibitor epsilon-like
Exons: 6
Coding region: 1-1134 (377 amino acids)
Molecular function (GO): protein binding
Source: RefSeq, a predicted model, not a curated record